AUAGAUAGGGCAGGGGACAUAUAGCAAUGUAUAUAAAGCGAGGGACUUGAUAAGCGGGAAGAUAGUGGCAUUGAAGAAGGUUAGGUUCGACAAUUUAGAGGCCGAAAGUGUGAAGUUCAUGGCGAGAGAGAUACUCAUUCUGAGGAAGCUUGACCAUCCAAAUGUCAUCAAGCUUCAAGGCUUGGUCACUUCCAGAAUGUCCUCAAGUCUUUACCUUGUUUUCGAGUACAUGGAACAUGAUUUGGCUGGCCUUGCUGCUUCUCAUGGUCUCAAGUUCACUCACCCCCAGGUGAAAUGCUAUAUGAAACAGUUGCUUUCUGGACUUGAGCACUGCCACAACAACGGGGUCCUGCAUAGAGACAUAAAGGGUUCCAAUUUGCUAAUUGAUAAUGACGGGACUUUAAAGAUUUCAGAUUUUGGAUUGGCAUCGUUUUAUAACCCCGAAAUAAAACAACCCAUGACUAGUCGGGUUGUCACCCUCUGGUAUCGCCCCCCCGAGCUUCUUCUUGGAGCUACUCACUAUGGUGCUGGUGUUGAUCUCUGGAGUGCUGGCUGCAUUUUGGCCGAGUUACUCUAUGGGAAGCCCAUCAUGCCUGGGCGAACCGAGGUUGAGCAACUCCACAAGAUAUUUAAAUUAUGCGGUUCGCCGUCUGAAGAGUAUUGGAAGAAAUCCAAGUUACCUAACGCGACACUUUUCAGACCACAACAACCAUAUAAGCGGUCUACUAAAGAGACGUUCAAGGAUUUUCCACCCUCUUCGUUACAUCUAGUAGAGACUCUUCUUGCAAUCGAUCCUAACGAGCGAGGCACAGCCACUGCAGCUUUACACAGUGAGUUUUUUACUAGUGAGCCAUACGCGUGUGAGCCAUCGAGCUUGCCAAAGUAUCCUCCUAGCAAGGAAAUGGAUGUAAAGCUGAGGGAUGAAGCACUGAGAAGGUUGAAAGGUGCAAAUGGGAAAGGCCAUGCGGCGGAUGGAGCCAGAAAGGCGCGAGUUAGAAACCGGAUUAGCCGGGCAAUUCCAGCUCCCGAGGCUAAUGCAGAGCUUCAAGCCAAUUUAGAUAGGUGGAAAGUGAGAAAUCAGCAGGGAGAAGGGAAGAAGAGCAAGAGUGAGAAAUUCCCACCGCCGCAUCAAGACGGGUACAUAGACGCCGGGCCAUUAUCAUUUGGCGGUGGUGGGCCCGACGCCUCUUUUGCUUCCUCAAAUUUCGGGGGAAGAACGUUGCCUUCGGUCCAAACUAGUGCCACGUCGAGGAGGAAGAAGAAGAGCGGAGAAGAGACAAUGCCUCACGUGGGUCCCGCCCGGAAGUUCAUACAUGCAUUCCUCCCAUCUUCGAUUUUGGAUCUGAGAGUCCGGAGGAGGAAGAAGAGUAGAGCGUCCAUUUCGGAGAUCAUCGGCCACUCAAUGUAGAUAAUAUGCAAGGAAGAUGGAUUUUAUGUCGUGUUUGGUUGGUGUCUUUUCUUUUUUCUUUGCAAGUAUAUAUCUCCCACAUUUUUUUAAAAUUUUGGUACAAUAAACUAGUUAGAAUUUAAUGUAUCCGAGGAUAUAAUCCACAUCUAUUUUGGUUAUACGGAUCUUAGUUAAUCAUAUGACUCUUCCAAAUGAGAGGUUACGGAUUCAGAAGCAAUAACUCGUGAUGUUUCGA
Molecule: messenger RNA, 1643 nt
Organism: Cuscuta campestris
Lineage: Eukaryota; Viridiplantae; Streptophyta; Magnoliopsida; Solanales; Convolvulaceae
Source: the annotation of a GenBank genome assembly